Molecule: messenger RNA, 1521 nt
Organism: Penicillium manginii
Lineage: Eukaryota; Fungi; Ascomycota; Eurotiomycetes; Eurotiales; Aspergillaceae
Exons: 2
Coding region: 1-1521 (506 amino acids)
Biological process (GO): DNA-templated transcription initiation
Cellular component (GO): transcription factor TFIID complex
Source: RefSeq, a predicted model, not a curated record
AUGCAACUACCUCCACAGAAUCAACCGCCCAUGAACGGUAUGGCACCAAACAGCAUGCCUGGAACGCCAAUUGCGCAACAAGCUGCUCCGCCUCCGGGAGCUCCAGGCACGAUGGGCCCUCCUUCAGUUCCGCCAUCACGCCCGGUGGAUGCUUCCGAGCUCACAGACGUCCUAGCUUCAUCGGGUAUUGAUGUCAGGGAGGAAGAAGCUUUUCUCACAAACAGCUUCCCGGGGCGACAAGCGCAGGCGCAGACGCCCUCGCGAGGCCCCCAGAUGCAACACCCGCCUCCAAUCAACACAUCUUUCACUUCCCAAGCUACCACAACUGGAACACUCUCCGCGUCGAGCAGUUUCAACGAUCUGUCCCACGGCAAACCCGGAGCUACGCAAGGAUCAUUCUCCACGGAGCCCACAUCGCAAACUCCAUCCACGAUCAAGGAGCCCUCACGUGAAGACAGUGAAGCGGCAAGGCGCUCGCAAUAUCAUUUGCAGGAACCAUUUCUUUUCGCAAAACUGCUGGAGCAACGGAUUCAGAAGCGCGGCUUUGAGCUGGGUGUGCGCAUUCCCUCUGAGGGUCUCUUUCACCCGGUUCCCGGUCGGCCGCAGCCUAUCGAAGUGACUGGGCCCGACGGGUCAUCAGUAGUUCGCACGGGCCAGACAAUUCUGAACCAGGAGGGUGCUCCUUUGGUUGACAUACUGAACCUCAUGUCUCUCUCCUGCGAGGAGCGUUUGCGCGGGGUCAUCGACUACUCCUCCACUCUUGCUCGCAGUCGCCGAGCACACUCACACGGUGUUGUCCCCGCAGAAUGGCAAGAUGUCGCUCAGCCACUCAACCCUGUUAAUGGCAACGCCGUCACGCCUUCCAAGCGCCCUCGUACAGACAGUGAAACCCCUACCACUAAACCAACCGCAGACAGAUACCGGGGCCUUGUUGGAAAGGAAACGUCUUCCGAAAACCGACGAGCUGCAAAGCGCACAAAGCGAAGCACGAAUGCGAUUCUAGGAGAAGGCGCUGGUAUCCAAUCCACUCCGGCUGAUUUCACUGGAUCGGCGCCUUCCACACCGAUCGCUGAACGCGCACCCAGCUUUGACAAGAAGUCAAUGACAAAGAAAGAAGCCAGAAAGAUGAUGGACAACAAGGCCAGUGAAGCUCAGCAACAUCAACAGUCCGUCGAGACGGCUCGUCUAGCUACUAACAGCAUGCUUUCGGGUCGGAUGUUCGGCGCUAAAAAGUCCUAUUCAUGGCUGAAGCCCGGUGGUUCGUCGAGCGGUUUCUCCUCUCCAUCCCGUCCUGCACCACCCACACCGACUCCUGGGCCGGAGAAAUCAUCGACCAGCAAAUCGGGAGAAGCGGCGUCUGGUCCAUCUAAGCGUCGCCUGGGCACUUGGAGGGAGGACCAGGAGAAGGGAGCUGGGAUCCAAGUCCGCGAUAUUCUCUUCAUGCUGGAGGCAGAUGGGCGAGGCACUAAACAUGUGCAAAAGGGCUACUCAAAGGACCCAAAGGAGGACCGCGCACCCUGA